GAUUAUCGUCCAACCAUGGAAUUUAUUUGUAACGAAUGUUUUCGGUUUUUAACAAGAAUUACCCUUCAGAAAAUGGCAACACUUGGUCUAAAACUUUUAGGAUUGAACAAAAGCAUUUAUUCAAAACUCUUAAAAUCUGGAUACUUGGCUUUUUCUACAAAUUCUACUAAAUACACACGCAUCUAUGAAUCACCUGUAGAUGCUAUUCAUGAUAUACCAAGUGGCUCAAUGCUAUUAGUUGGAGGAUUUGGAUUAUGUGGCAUUCCAGAAAAUCUUAUAUCUGCACUUUUGAAGACUAAAGUCCAUGGAUUGACUGUGGUUAGUAAUAAUGCUGGUGUUGAUGAUUUCGGGUUGGGUUUGUUACUUCAUCAGGGACAGGUUAAACGAAUGGUAUCUUCUUAUGUUGGUGAAAAUAAAGAAUUUGAACGCCAAUAUCUCUCUGGAAAGUUAGAAGUAGAGUUAAUACCACAGGGCACAUUGGCAGAACGAAUCAGAGCUGGUGGUGCUGGAAUUCCAGCUUUUUUUACCCCAACAGGCUAUGAAACUCUUAUUCAUAAAGGAGGAACACCUAUUAAAUAUAACCCUAAUGGAAGUGUAGCCAUUGCUAGUAAACCUCGGGAGCAUCGUGUGUUUAAUGGUCAAAACUACAUCAUGGAGGAAGCCAUUUUUGGUGAUUAUGCACUGAUUAAAGCAUGGAAGGCUGACACUUAUGGAAAUUUAAUCUUUAGAAAAACUGCACGUAAUUUUAAUGCACCAAUGGCAAGAGCUGCAAAAGUAACAAUUGCUGAAGUUGAAGAAAUAGUCGAAGUUGGAAGUAUUUCACCAGAAGAAAUUGAUAUUCCAGGGAUUUAUGUUGAUAGAAUUGUUCAAGGAAAAGAUUAUGUUAAACGAAUUGAGAGACUUAAAAUAAGAGAGGAUAAGUCAUCUACAAAACCUAAAUCUGAUGGUGACUUGGUUCGUGAAAGAAUCAUUAAACGCGCUGCUUUAGAAUUUAAAGACAAUAUGUAUGCUAACCUUGGUAUUGGAAUGCCAAUGCUAGCAAGUAAUUAUAUCAGCCCAAAUAUAACAGUACAUUUGCAGAGUGAAAAUGGUAUUUUAGGUUUGGGACCAUUUCCCAGGGAAGGUCAACAAGAUCCAGACUUGAUAAAUGCAGGGAAGGAAACUGUUACCGUGCUCCCUGGUGCCGUAUAUUUUGGAAGUGAUGACUCUUUUGCAAUGAUACGAGGUGGUCAUGUAAACAUGACAAUGUUAGGAGCAAUGCAAGUUUCACAGUUUGGUGAUCUGGCCAAUUGGAUGAUUCCGGGCAAAAUGGUUAAAGGUAUGGGUGGAGCAAUGGAUUUAGUUUCAAGCCCUGGAACUAAAGUUGUUGUUACCAUGGAGCAUACUGCUAAAGGGGGUGAACAUAAAAUUCUAGAAGAAUGCAAUCUUCCGUUAACUGGUAAAAAGUGUGUUGAUAUGAUCAUUACUGAAAAGUGUGUUUUUAAUGUUGACCCAGAUGAAGGACUAAUACUUUCCGAAAUAUGGCCGACAGUUGGAAUACCUGAAGUUCAAGUCUCAACAGGCUGUCAAUUUAAAAUUGCUGCUGAUCUCAAAGAAAUGAUGCAAAUAGAAUAGAGCUUUGUUAGAUUUAAGAGCUUAAUUAUGCAAAUUUAUGUUAAGUCGCGUCAUUUAAAUGAUUUGAUAAUAAUAAAAUUUUUGUAAUGACUUUUUAAGUCAAGGUGCUUUGAGUACCUUUUUUAAAUGUUUUAUACGUUUUUCUGGAUACACUCAUAUAUUGAAUCGUUUUAUACAAUUUACUGUAAACACUUAUGUAGAGAAUAACUGAUUUAUAUA
Molecule: messenger RNA, 1833 nt
Organism: Hydra vulgaris (swiftwater hydra)
Lineage: Eukaryota; Metazoa; Cnidaria; Hydrozoa; Anthoathecata; Hydridae
Product: succinyl-CoA:3-ketoacid coenzyme A transferase 1, mitochondrial
Biological process (GO): ketone body catabolic process
Cellular component (GO): mitochondrion
Molecular function (GO): succinyl-CoA:3-oxo-acid CoA-transferase activity
Source: RefSeq, a predicted model, not a curated record